This is a messenger RNA of Nerophis ophidion (straightnose pipefish), 3850 nucleotides long. RefSeq names its product protein rapunzel-like. The transcript has a single exon. NCBI's taxonomy places the organism in Eukaryota, Metazoa, Chordata, Actinopteri, Syngnathiformes, Syngnathidae. The record is from RefSeq and is a predicted model, not a curated record. The coding region runs from base 155 to 1336 and encodes 393 amino acids.
GAGCCUCAGCUCACUUCUUUUAAAUGUUGACCAACUUUAGGACUGCAAAGGUUGGGCCGGGGCGCAGCACCUCACCAAUGACACCUUUCUCGCUUUGUCUCCUUUUUAGAAACAUCUCCGGCUCAGAGUCAUUGAGCAAGCAAGGUUCCCAACCAUGGACAGUGUGGCAAACUGGCUGGUGGAGAACAAGGACAAGAUCGAGAAAGGGGUGGACAUCAUGGGUCAAGCGGCCGAGGUGCUGGCCGCCACCGUGGGUCAGAUCCACCCCAUCCUGGAGGCCGUAUUCUUGGCCUCGGCUGAGAUCCUCAACAACCCCGAGAGCAAAGAGGCCAUCUACCUGACGAAGAAGAUAGAAGAGGUCAAUGAGAAGGUGUUGGGCGUCCAGAAUGAGAUUGACAAAAUUGCUCUGGAGCUGCAAAGGACGUCCAUGAACAAGCAGAACUUUGACCGUGAGGCUCAGAUGCUCGGCCAGUACGAAAAGUUCCAGGAGUUUCUCAACGCCAAGCCAGACUGGAAAAUGAAAAAGAAGGAGAAGUUCCUCAAGUAUUACGAGAACACAGACGGCGACUUGAACUUGGACGCUCUCUACAACGCCGUCAUGGGAGAGAAUAUCUCAGGUGACCCCAUGCUGGACACGGUGGUCGCCACAGAGCAGAGGAGCAGGAGGGCAGUGGAGGAAUUCUGCGCUUCGCUGAAGAAGCUUUUCGUCGUCGGCCUCAUCGCCAUCAUGGGCUACGCCGCCCUCAAGGAGGGCGUGGUGGAGAGGGACUUGGUGACCAAGUGGCAGACACGAAUGGAGGCGGUGGAGAAACGGAUGAAAACCGCAGUGGAUCACUGCACAGAGACCUUUAUGGACCAAGCCAAAAUGGACCUGGAGAAAGAGCUGGAGGUGAACCCCGGCACAGUCAAUGAGGACUUCACCCGAGCACUCCUGGACUCCCUGGUGAAGAAGUACGACUGGGUCAAGUGGUCGGUCCGAGCCUUCAACAGCAGGGAGCGCAUCUUCUUCUACAACUGGCUGGCAGGGAAGAAGUUCCACGGCAGCGGCGGCGCCAGCUGGUUUGAAAUGACCACCAGCAACAAGAUCCAAGUGGUGGUGUCUUUCUGCGUGGACCCUCAGUCCAUCGACAAGCGCCAGAUCAGGGAGCAGAUCGAGAAGCAAAAACUGAAGGGAAACAUGAUGGCGGUGGCGCUGACUCUGAACCAAUGCUUCCCCAACUGCCUGGUGCACGCCGUCAGCCACUACAAGGAGGUGGUGGAGUCCAACAACUUCAGCGUGGACACCUACUACUAUGGCAAACACAAACCAGCCUUCUUGUGCAUCCACCCGCAGUAGGCGGAGAAGACAGCAUCGUCUCACUUCAAAUCUUUAAUGCAUUCCUGUAAUGAGAUCUGCCGGGACUCUGUGUCACUUCACUCUUCUUAAGAUCUGCCGGGACUCUGUGUCACUUCACUCUUCUUAAGAUCUGCCGGGACUCUGUGUCACUUCACUCUUCUUAAGAUCUGCCGGGACUCUGUGUCACUUCACUCUUCUUAAGAUCUGCCGGGACUCUGUGUCACUUCACUCUUCUUAAGAUCUGCCGGGACUCUGUGUCACUUCACUCUUCUUAAGAUCUGCCGGGACUCUGUGUCACUUCACUCUUCUUAAGAUCUGCCGGGACUCUGUGUCACUUCACUCUUCUUAAGAUCUGCCGGGACUCUGUGUCACUUCACUCUUCUUAAGAUCUGCCUGGACUCUGUGUCACUUCACUCUUCUUAAGAUCUGCCUGGACUCUGUGUCACUUCACUCUUCUUAAGAUCUGCCUGGACUCUGUGUCACUUCACUCUUCUUAAGAUCUGCCGGGACUCUGUGUCACUUCACUCUUCUUAAGAUCUGCCUGGACUCUGUGUCACUUCACUCUUCUUAAGAUCUGCCGGGACUCUGUGUCACUUCACUCUUCUUAAGAUCUGCCUGGACUCUGUGUCACUUCACUCUUCUUAAGAUCUGCCUGGACUCUGUGUCACUUCACUCUUCUUAAGAUCUGCCGGGACUCUGUGUCACUUCACUCUUCUUAAGAUCUGCCUGGACUCUGUGUCACUUCACUCUUCUUAAGAUCUGCCGGGACUCUGUGUCACUUCACUCUUCUUAAGACACGCUUUAGUGGACAACACUUAUUUCUCAUCAGCCCGCUCAGGAAAAUGGGGGAAAAAAUCAUUCAUUAUUACUUGGGAUAGGUAACAAAUUCAGUAGUUUUGUAGGUACCAACCGAAUUCUGGUAGCGAUUGGCAUAAAAUCCGAAUGUACCAUAUUUGAAUAGCUUUGUUGAAUCUGAUGUCGCGUUUGGUUGGCAACUCAGCAGCAGCUCCAGCGCCGGGCAGGGAAAUAAGCAGUUAAGCGCUCCGAGCGGACUCAGAAGGACACAUUCUACAUGAUAGUACAGUUUUUCCUGCCAACAAAGCAAAAAGAAGGCGCUUAAAAGUUCGUCAAGGCUCCACUUUUAAAAAUGUGCUAGCUCAAUGCUAGUUUACAUGGGAUAUGCCAUAUGCAUGCUACCGAUUAGCAUAAGCAAUCUUACAUGGCAAUUUCAACACCAUGUUUUCAAUCAGAACUACAACUAAAUGCACCUAACAAUCAAAUAGGUGUUUCACAUUUAUUAAGCCAUAAUCUCUCAAACGGGCCUACCUGUGCAUCCUGCCUGAACCUGGAACCUGGAACCUGGAACCUGGAACUUCCCUCUUGGUGAUACAGUGGGACACGCUUCAGUUGACAACACUUAUUUGUCAACAGCCCGCAAUAUGCACAAACAAAAAGGUUCAAAAAGUCUUUAUUUUUACUUGGACAGGUACCAAAUUCAGUAUGUUUAUCAGAACCAACCUAAUUCUGUCAGUACUACCAGAUACCGAUUAACGUAUCAAAUCAAACGCUACCAUAUUUUAUAACUUUGUUGUGUUAAAUGAGGCCCUCAGAGCGGAUUCUGACAACUUGCCGCUCAGUAAUGUGACAAUUUUUGUUGUCAACAAAGCAAGAAGAAGGCGCCUGAAAGUACAGUGAGGCUCCACUUUUGAAAUGUGCUGGCUCGAUGCUACUUUACAUUGGAUAUGACAUAUUUCUGUUACUUAUUAGCAUGAACAUGUUUGUCAUGAAAAAAUUAUUCAAAAAGAACUACCAAAAUGCAUUUAAAAAAAAAGAUUGUUUGUAAUAAGUACAACAAUACUUACAGUAUAAACACUUUGUAGGACUCAACACAAGACAAGACUGGCACAUUCAACUUAAUAGCAAAGAAGACUACUUCCUGACUAUGACAAGACACAGAAGUCUGUACACUGCAUCUUCACAUAUAUAUAUAUAUAUAUAUAAAUAUAUAUAUAUAUAUAGGUAUAUAUAUAUAUAUAUAUACUUAAGACUCAGAGGUGUUAAAAAGUAAGAUAUUGCAGUUUUCCUUAUCAAGUGUAAUAAAUAUUAAAUUUAGAACAAAUAAGAUUGUGUUAAUUAAAAGUGAUUAUUUAUUAAAAGAUGAACACACACAAAACUAUCAAAGUUUGCUGGUGUUGAAUUUCUACCACAUGGUUUGAAAUGUAAGAGGAAGCCGUCCCUAAUUGUCAGCCAUCAAUGUGCAAACCUUGGUAAGUUUCUGUUAUGUCAACACGCGCUAAUGUCAACAGUCUGAGUGGCGUCAACAUAAACGGGUUCCUACUGUAUAACAGGUCUACACACAAUUCACUCAAAUGUUCAGCGAGGAACUUCCGAGCCAUGAAUGUCCAGUUGGCGUCAUCCUGGAAGUUUGUAUUGCGGUCAGAUUGUACGUCAAAUGUGAAUGAGAUGAUGAAAUGUAGAUGAGCAAAUCUUGCCAAAUAAAGAUCUGUCAGCCAA